AUGGGUCCAUCUAGUUCAUCUUAUACACUACAAGUGAGUUUCCACAAUGUGGAUGCACAGAGGUACAUUUCGGACUCCUUACCUCUUCCGGUUCCCAAAUUAGGUCCAUUUAUGUUCCUCCCUUGGAUUGAGACCGUUUCACUCAUGUUUGUCCUCAUGACAAUCCCCCCAGACUUAACUUGCACCGUCCCGAAUGGUGAAUGCAGUGGAAUGAUGGUAGUGAUGGAAUGCAAGUGUGGUGAGGUGGGAUGGGUGAGAUGCAGAUGGAAUGAGAUGGGAUGGUGUGUUGGGCGGCUUGAGAGGACAUGGGCGAGCGUGGAGAGGUUCUGCUCGGCCAUCAAGUCGCGCCAACUAUGA
Molecule: messenger RNA, 357 nt
Organism: Microthlaspi erraticum
Lineage: Eukaryota; Viridiplantae; Streptophyta; Magnoliopsida; Brassicales; Brassicaceae
Source: the annotation of a GenBank genome assembly